AUGUCCCUAAACGCUGAUGAGUAUUCCACCUCACCAGAGCUGAUAGAAUCUCAAGAGAUCAAAUUCAACUUUUCCUCAAGUAUAGUCAAGCAUGUCUGGGGAUAUGCUCGACACUUCCUGAGAUUACUUGAAGUCCAACUACGAAAUAGACUCAAUACCCAAAUUGCUUGUUCGACAGUGACGGUGACGAAAUGCCAAGCUGCCCUUCGCACCCUCCAAGCGUUCCCUUUCUUCAAGCCGACCUGCCUCUGUCGAGAGCCUCACGUGGAUCCCGAUUGCAACUCCUUCAGGGACUUCCUCUUCGAUCAUCCAUGCUCUUUUGUCAUCAAAAAAGAGAAAGACCCUUACCCGGUGGACGCGCUCCCGACCUGCAAUCAUGCUCUCUCUGUCUGCCAGCAGGAGAACAAGUGCAUCAAGCUCUACGAGGAUUUCAAGACAGACUGCAAAGUGCGAGAUAACAGAUGUCGCAUGGAUGACAGGGAUCUCUGCUACCAGGCAUGGACCAACCUGAGGAAGAGCCCGAUGUUCGGUUGCAUUUGUCCAAACAAUCAGAUGAAGAAAAGAUGUGAUCGCAUUUUCAGCAUGGUCAAUCACAAUCCGUGCGUAGGUAAUAAAGAAGAAACUUGUUUUACCGAGCAAGAAAAUGUUGAAGCAGGAAACCGUUUGAGAAGUUUUCUGGCGAUCAAAGCGUGUAGGAGAGGUUGUCAUCGUCAUGUCAAGUUGCUACAGAAUCUGUUGCAAGAUCAAACCACUGGAAUUGCUCACAACAUUCUCACAUUACCAUGUAUCUUCAUCCACGAAACUGUAUGUCUGAUACAUAAGGAAUAUUCUGGAAACGUAAACACUGAAGCACGUUAUAACACUAGAAAUACAUCCAGCUUGAAGCUGCCUAUCACCAAUUCGAAUCUCACGAAGCAUUCGAUCAUCUACAUUAGCAGGAAGAUGUAUAACCAUUCACCAUUAGCCAUAAGAACUAUUCCUCUACUCAGUAAAUUUAGAGAGGCCGUGAAAGAAAUACUAAUGACAAAAGCAUAUUAUAAUCUCCAGGAAUUCUUCGACGAUAUCACUAUUAACUAA
Molecule: messenger RNA, 1077 nt
Organism: Phaedon cochleariae (mustard beetle)
Lineage: Eukaryota; Metazoa; Arthropoda; Insecta; Coleoptera; Chrysomelidae
Source: the annotation of a GenBank genome assembly